Macroventuria anomochaeta is the source of this 2392-nucleotide messenger RNA. RefSeq lists its product as uncharacterized. The record is from RefSeq and is a predicted model, not a curated record. Gene Ontology annotation, biological process: protein phosphorylation. Gene Ontology annotation, molecular function: ATP binding; protein kinase activity. Bases 268 to 2151 code for a protein of 627 amino acids. The transcript is spliced from 2 exons. Lineage: Eukaryota; Fungi; Ascomycota; Dothideomycetes; Pleosporales; Didymellaceae.
GUCGUCCAGACUUUCCUCAGCUACAGAAGCAGGCUGCAAUGCUUGAUCAGGCUAUCGCUUCAUCAUGUUCACCGGGCCCCACCUCGUCAUGAACUAUUGGUCUGAGGCUUGCAGUAGAGCUCAGCUUGCGGGGCUGAGCGCGCAUAGGUACAUGCAGUAUAAACCAGCCUUGUCCGGUUGGGAUGGAUAAGUAUCAGGCAGCUCAUAUUCCCUUCCUCUCUUUCAUACACAUCGUGAUAUCGUUUCGUAGUUUGUGAAGGAGCCGACAUGUCAGGACUCGAGAUCCCAGGCCUCGCCAUUGGCGGCAUCUCUUUCUUCUUCCAAGCGUUCGCAGGAUGCAUCCAAGGCUACGAGCUCAUUGCAGAUGCUUGUCGUUUGGAGAAGACCUAUCAGAACAUCCUGAUCAAGGUCAAGAUCGAAGAGCAUCGCUUAUUCGAUUGGGCAAGAUCCAUUGGCCUCGACUACACGGACGAAAGACUUGUCCUCAACCACAUGUCGAAGAACCUGAUCAUGGGCAUCUUGGAACAACAGCAAAAGUUACUCUUCACUUUCGGCCGCCUCGACAAGAAGUAUGCCAAAUUGGCCAGUCCGUUGCUGGAAGAGAGACGAGAGGCGUUUGUAUUUGAUGCUGAGCGCCUUCUUGAGAAUGGCGCCGGUACACAAGCGGACGGCAAUGCAAUCCGGUUUCCUCAAACCAAUGACCUAUUACAAAAGGUUCGUAAGUUCACAGAACAGCUCAAAACAGCCCCCCAAAGGCUCAAGUGGGCUUCAUUGGAUAAGGAGAAGGCGGAAGGCUUGGUCGCCGAUUUGGUGCAUUUCAACGACAAGCUACACGAAGCGCUCGACAAAGCUCAACGGAACAGUCUACGGGAAGAGCAGCUACGCACGAGCUACCAGAUUGUGCUCCUGAAUCGCACCAUGGAGAACCUUGUCCAGAUCGUCCAAUCCCAGCGGAUAACGUCUUCGCCACAAUAUCCUGCUCUUUUGCACCGCUCAGAGUCGGUAUAUGGCAAUCCCAACAGCCGCGCCAUUGCCCGCCAACCCCACACGCGACCACUUGCAGCUUUAGCACAGAUUGCAGCAGUAAAUCUUCAGAGCGAGGAGGACCACGGCAUCGGUGCUGUCACUGAUAGUUUCGUGGAUGCUCUCGAUCUCAAUCAAUCGGCAGAAGAGAUCCACGAUACCAAGAUCGAGCUCGCUGAUAUCAAGACCAAUACCAAAUGGGACGACAUAGACGAAGCUGACCGGACUGAGGGAACAUAUCACCACAAAAGCGUCUGGAUCGAAUGGAAACUCCCUGAACAAGGCCCCGUACAAACAAACGGCACCGACUUGAUACACGAACGCAUUACAACUCUUGCUACAUUGUUGAGGGAGAUGAACAAGAUCGUUCAAUUUCGUGCACCAGAAUGCCUCGGAUAUUUUGAGGACGAAGACAACGGCCGUUACGGAUUCGUCUUCGCGAAGCCAGAGCACGUAGCAAGCAACGAGAGUCCUACAACUCUGCACUCGCUUCUGUCCAAAGAGAUGCCGCCUCUCGCAGACCGUAUUACUCUCAUGCGUCUACUCUCCGAGACCAUCGAACAAUUCCACGCUGUAGAUUGGCUGCACAAAGGCUUGCGCUCAUCCAACAUCCUCUUUUUCAAGAACCCAGACACAGAGGCAGGCACAAUCAACUUCUCCGAUCCUUACAUAUCCGGCUUUGAAUACUCGCGGCCCGCUCAACGCGACGACAUGACUCAGCGCCCAUCCGACGAUCCAGGUGCAGAUAUAUACCGCCACCCCCUCUCGCAAAGUGGUAGCAGUUUCCGAAAAAGCUUCGAUCUGUACUCGUUGGGUGUUGUGCUACUCGAGAUUGCGUACUGGAAACCCAUCGACGAGAUUCUCGAGAUUGCCGAUAUCAAUAAGGCUAGGCAGAAGGAAACCGCCAGCGCCAGGAGGAGACUGCUGGAAGAUGCGCAGUAUCAGACGCACAUCAAGGGCCAUCUGGGUGUCAGGGUUCAGGAUGUCAUCUGGUCUUGUCUCAAAGGGCCUGAAGGGUUUGACCUGUCUGCUGACUGUGAUGAGAAAGAUGCUCAGAUUGGGGCGCAUCUGCAGUGGGAGUUUGGCGAGAGGGUGGUGAAGAAGCUUGCACAGAUGAAGGGCUUGUAGUGGUCUUUCCUGGCCUUGUGCGCCGUCUGUUGCUUGCUACAUGCUUUUAUCAAAAUAAAGUUCUUGCAAUCACCUCUAUUUGUAGACCCGCAUCGCUUUGUUAAUGUGUAGUAGUUUGCGCGAUUUACAUCAAGCACAUCAGCCUGGAGUCGGAUGAUACGCCUUGUACACUUGCAUUGCGCCCUCAAUGCUUUGAACCAACCCAAAGAAAAUAGUAAGAAGCACAACCAAGAUAGCGAUC